CCAUUUCUUUGAUUAACCAAACAGAAUUAUCCCCACCGAAUAGAGAAAAAGGAGAAAGUUUAUGAGUCAAUUUUAGUAUCUAGGGUUACUCCCAAAAUCUCUCUCUUGAUUGGAAUCGAUUCAAUCAGAAUUUGGAUUCAACGAGGCUCUGAAAAUCUCUGUUGUUAGUAGUAGUAAUUCCAAAAUUAAUUUACAAGAAAAUAAUUAAAAAUGGUGACGGCGAACAAGGAAAUGGUUGUUUACUGUUUCGACACACUCGUUGCUCAUUAUAAUGGUGACCAACCUCCCACUCCUUCCUUCGACGAUGGUCAACACCCAUUGUUUGUUACUUGGAAGAAAGUGGUAAAUGGAGGAGAGCCUCGUCUUCGUGGAUGCAUUGGUUCUCUAGAAGCACGUGGCUUGAUCAAUGGCUUCAGAGAUUAUGCGCUGACUAGCGCUCUCAGAGACCGCAGGUUUCCACCUAUUGAGGCCAGAGAGCUUCCUCUUUUGGAGUGCACUGUCUCUAUUCUUACUGACUAUGAAACAGCUAAUGAUUACCUUGAUUGGGAGGUAGGAAAACAUGGUAUAAUUAUUGAAUUUUCUGAUCCUGACUAUAACACCAGGCGAAGUGCCACAUACCUGCCUGAAGUGGCUGCUCAUGAAGGUUGGACUCCACUAGAGGCCAUUGAUUCUUUAAUACGUAAAGCAGGCUGCAACAGUAGAAUCACCGAUUCACUCAGGAAAAGCAUAAAGCUAACGAGAUACCAAAGCACCUUAUUUACUAUGCACUAUGGUGAAUAUUUUUCAUACGUGAAAGAGACAAGAGGUGAAGCUCCAUCCAUCGUUGGAGUUAAGUUGCCUGGCUAGUCAUUUUUCCAGACAAUUUCUAAUGCUUGCAUACUUACUUUAAUGGCAAAAGAAGGAAUAGAAUUUCCAAAAGAAAAAGAACAUGCGAAUUUGUUUUCUUAACUAAACUACUGUCUGUGGUGCCUGUUCUUUACAUUCUUCAAAUUCAUUUGAUUUUGAAGAAAUUAAUUAUACUGAACUUAGAUUCUGUGAACAUAUUUGUAUGUAUCAAUCAAUUCAGCAGUAGCUUGGGAAAGCUACAACAUUGUUAAACCAUUUGAUGCCAGUCUUGUUGAAAAAUUGGAACUUUGAUCUUUCUCUCGGUUGAGAAUCUAUAGCUGGCAUUUCAA
Molecule: messenger RNA, 1175 nt
Organism: Medicago truncatula (barrel medic)
Lineage: Eukaryota; Viridiplantae; Streptophyta; Magnoliopsida; Fabales; Fabaceae
Exons: 5
Coding region: 211-846 (211 amino acids)
Source: RefSeq, a predicted model, not a curated record